AUUGUUUUUUUUACGCUGAGAAAUCUAGUAGCUAAACGAGUAAGGAAAAGAAAUGAGAAUUUGAAUGUUGCGUGUUCUGUUUUGGUUGGAAAGUUCUAUGGAGUGGUUCAAUUGUUUUUUAUUUUUAUCUUUUUUUUUUUUGUUUUUAUAUGGAAAAGGAAAAAGCCAGCAGGAAAAUGUCCGAGCUUAGAAACAAAAUCAUUUCUCUUUCCCUUAGAAAUUGAAACAGAGAGUUUAGGAUUUUGAGAGGGUUGGAUUCUGGUGGAAGAUUUUAUCUCAGUAUCUCCUUUGGGUUUUGUUCACUAUGUCAAGUUUGGAGGAACCACUCGGUUUUGACAAGCUUCCUAGCAUGAGUACUAUAGAUAGGAUUCAGAGGUUCUCAGCUGGUGCUUGCCGGCCCACGGUAGAUGAUAUGGGCAUGGGAAACUGCUGGAUCGAAGGGAGGGGUUGCAGCACAUCCAAUAGCUGCGAUAUAUUUUCCAGUGAGGAUUAUGAAGAAUAUAAAGGGGAGGCAUUCCCAUGGAGAAGACAUGUAAGGGAUGCAUCUGAAGGUGAAGCCUUCAACCGAAGGCCUAAAAGCUUAAGCAAGAAUAGGAUGAAAUUUGGACAUGUUUGUAAAUCAAGGAACUUGCCAGAUCAGCACUAUAGCUCCAAGUGCACUGAAAGAGGCAUAAGGGGCAUAACAAAUAAGUUUUUAAAUGGGAUUCCAAAGUUUGUGAAGAUAGUAGAAGUUGGUCCGAGGGAUGGAUUACAGAAUGAGAAGAAUAUUGUACCUACGUCUGUGAAAGUUGAAUUGAUUCGGAGAUUGGUGUCUUCGGGGUUGCCUGUUGUUGAAGCUACAAGUUUUGUAUCUCCUAAAUGGGUUCCUCAGCUAGCAGAUGCAAAAGAUGUAAUGAAAGCAGUUUGCGACAUAGAGGAUGCCAGACUGCCUGUUCUAACUCCUAAUGUGAAGGGCUUUGAAGCUGCUGUUGCAGCAGGUGCAAAAGAAGUAGCAAUCUUUGCAUCUGCUUCCGAGUCCUUUUCAAAGUCAAACAUUAAUUGUAGCAUUGAAGAAAGCCUUGCCCGUUACCGUGCUGUUUGUCUUGCUGCUAAGGAGCAUUCAGUUCCUGUACGUGGAUAUGUUUCGUGCGUGGUUGGAUGUCCAGUGGAAGGAGCAAUUCCUCCGUCGAAAGUGGCCUAUGUGGCAAAGGAACUUUACGAUAUGGGUUGUUUUGAGAUAUCCCUUGGUGAUACAAUUGGAGUUGGGACCCCUGGUGCUGUGAUUCCCAUGCUUGAAGCAGUAAUGGCCGUUGUUCCUGCUGAAAAGCUUGCUGUCCACUUCCACGACACUUAUGGACAAUCUCUUCCAAAUAUUUUAAUUUCUCUCCAAAUGGGGAUUAGCACAGUGGAUUCAUCAGUUGCUGGGUUGGGUGGUUGUCCAUAUGCAAAGGGAGCUUCAGGGAAUGUUGCCACGGAAGAUGUGGUGUAUAUGCUGAACGGCCUUGGUGUGAAGACGAAUGUGGAUCUGGCAAAGCUCAUGUUGGCGGGUGAAUUCAUCAGCAACCAUCUGGGUCGGCAAUCUGGUUCCAAGACUGCCGUUGCACUGUGCCGGGUAACCGCUGAUGCUUCCAAGAUACGAUAAUUAAAGAGAAUACCUAUAAUUAUAAUUCUAUUUACAAGAAAAGGGGAACAUGGGCUGUUCUUUAAAAUGUACAAUGUAUAGCAAUCUAUACAAAAUCUUUAAAAAAUAAAAACAAACUGCGUACUUAGUAGCAGUAAUCUUAUAUUCUGGCAGUCAGUCACGUUAAAACAGUUCAAAGUAUAUAAGGGAAAGCUCUCUUUUGCAUUUCUGAAUUUGAAUAAAACAUCCCAUCCAUUUUAGAUAA
This is a messenger RNA of Gossypium arboreum, 1865 nucleotides long. Its product is annotated as hydroxymethylglutaryl-CoA lyase, mitochondrial. The transcript has 9 exons. The record is from RefSeq and is a predicted model, not a curated record. Gene Ontology annotation, cellular component: mitochondrion. Gene Ontology annotation, molecular function: hydroxymethylglutaryl-CoA lyase activity. Bases 305 to 1621 code for a protein of 438 amino acids. Gene Ontology annotation, biological process: L-leucine catabolic process; ketone body biosynthetic process. Lineage: Eukaryota; Viridiplantae; Streptophyta; Magnoliopsida; Malvales; Malvaceae.